AUGCGGAUGCCCGCCAACGCCAACGCCAACGCCAACGCCAACGCCGUUGCCGUUGCCGUCACCGUCGCAGCCGACAACCGGCCGGUCGUUACCGCUGCUGGUGGUGCUUCUCCUGCUGCUGUUGUUGUUUCUUCACCCUCAGAGACUCUUCAGCCUCCUCCUCCUCCUCCGCCUCCACUUCCUCCGCCCUCAGUCCCGUCCAUGUCGUUGUCGCUGGCUCGCCCGUCGCGCCAUGACACCGCCCAUGCUUCCGGCCGCCUCGAACCUUAUUCCUUCUCUGUCAACCAUCCGCCGCCGCCGACCUACUACCGCCGCUUGGCUGCCGGUCCAGCUCCCGCUCCGCCGCCAAACGUGUCUUCGGUUUCCACGCCGGGUCCUCCCGCUGCAGCCGCUGCAGCCGCUGCAGCCUCCCGUCACGACGCGCUCAGAUUUCCUCCAUCGCCCUCGCCAACACCCUCGCAUCCCACCACCUUCGGCGUCCUCGGCGGCAGCAACCACGACAGGAAUCACAGUAAUCACAGUAACUCAAGCUUCGUUAGCAACGCCAGCCAUGGCUAUGCCACUCUUACCCCGCGUUCCGACCCCAAGCCCAGCCGCUGUUCCGUCAUGGACCUUCAGAACGUGCUGUGCGACCCGGAUGACGAUGUGAACAUGGCCUCGUCGCGCUCGAGUCACCCCCCUACGCCCCCCCAUCUUGCUGAUGUACUCAAACCUCCCGCCUCGAGUUCCAUGCCCGCCUCUCCAACCUCGGAUUCCUUAGAGACCCCGACGUUUGUGGCUCGUCCGAAUCCCUCUCACGUUGUCAUGACUACGAGGCCUCAAUUGCAGACCUCUCAACCCCAGCACGCGGAGCCUGGCUGCAAGACCUGUCAAAUACGCCAGAACUGCUCACGCAUGGGCAUCCAUUGCUUGGGCUAUCUUUCUCCGAGUCAUGCCAGCACCCAACAGGCGUCGGACCGUUCCGUGCCCAGCGUUAGUGCCAACGCCAGACGCCAGGAUCAGGAAGAGUAUCUCUUCUUCCUCCUAGAUCAUUACCGACACACCAAACGCCACUGCAUGUGGGAACUCAUCACCCUCGAUUUCAAUGAGCAUUUUUCAUGUAACAUGCGUAAGGAGGCUCUACAGAUGAUCAAACGCCGAAGAUUAAAGGACAAGGAGUAA
Messenger RNA from Colletotrichum fioriniae, 1161 nucleotides. The record is from RefSeq and is a predicted model, not a curated record. NCBI's taxonomy places the organism in Eukaryota, Fungi, Ascomycota, Sordariomycetes, Glomerellales, Glomerellaceae.